Messenger RNA from Oxyura jamaicensis (ruddy duck), 2537 nucleotides. It is a transcript of the gene A4GNT, whose product is annotated as alpha-1,4-N-acetylglucosaminyltransferase. Gene Ontology annotation, molecular function: acetylglucosaminyltransferase activity. The transcript is spliced from 3 exons. The record is from RefSeq and is a predicted model, not a curated record. NCBI's taxonomy places the organism in Eukaryota, Metazoa, Chordata, Aves, Anseriformes, Anatidae. Gene Ontology annotation, biological process: protein O-linked glycosylation. Bases 392 to 1558 code for a protein of 388 amino acids.
GACACUGGCUUGUCAUUCAAAGCAUCUCCCUUCCACCAGACCCCAGCUCCUGGGAGCUGCUUGGUCUCUGCAGAGCAAAUGUGGCUGCUCACGUGCAACCUGGUGGCAUCUCAGGAAGAAAUUUCCUUACACCAUGAGCCUGUCAGUGCAAUGCAGCUAAGGUCCAAUCCUGUCUCUCACCAGCCAGAGCUCCCUGGUGCUGUACGGGCUCGUGCUGCUGCGGAACCAGGAGCAGGGCCAGGCUGAUGUACACGGGAGGUGUCUCACCUAGAACCAGUCCCUUCUUUGCCCUUUCAGGUUGGUCCCAAGCCAUCCCCGGAACUGAGGUCCAGCCUGCAGCAGAGCCAGCUUUUCUCUGUGCAUCAUCUCCUGCCUUCCGAAGUCCUGUUGCAUGCUUCAGACAGUUUGUGUGUCUUCAUCCAGGAGCUGGGCUUCCAGGAAGCCUGAUGGCCAAAAAACAAGCUGGAAAUGUGGAUUUGUCAGAACUAUAAUCCAGCAUACAUGUCCGAGGCACAACCCCAGAGGCCAAAGGAAAGCAAGAAUGUUGAAGAAGAUCUACAUAUGCCUCUGCUUCUUCUUUGUCUCGGGUAUUUUGUACGAGAUCUCCUUGCUGUCCGGCUGCUUCUUCUCCUGUAUGCCUAUGCCCAAGCACUUCCUGACACCUGAGCAGGUCCUGAACCUGGGAAAAAGCAUCAUCUUCUUGGAGACGACAGAGCGCCUCGAGCCACCCCCUCUGGUCUCCUGCUCUGUGGAGUCUGCUGCCAGGAUUUACCAGGACCGGCCCGUCAUCCUCUUCAUGAAGGGGCUCACGAACGACACGGUGUUGGACUCAAACUCCAGCUAUGCAGCCUUCUCGCUUUUAUCUUCUAUGAAGAACGUCUUCCUUUUCCCUCUCCAGAUGGAAACCGUCUUCCAGGAGACCCCCCUGCUGCAGUGGUACAACGAGGUAGAUCCAGAGGAGGAGAAGAACUGGGUCCACGUCAGCUCUGAUGCCAGCAGACUGGCUCUCAUUUGGAAGUACGGGGGCAUCUACAUGGACACGGAUGUCAUCUCCAUCAGGCCCAUCCCCGAGGGGAGCUUCUUGGCAGCACAGAAGUCACGGUUCUCCAGCAACGGGAUCUUUGGCUUCCCUGCCCACCACAAAUUUAUUUGGGACUGCAUGGAGAACUUUGUUCUCAAGUACAAUGGGAACAUCUGGGGGAACCAGGGCCCCUUCUUAAUGACAAGGAUGCUCAAAACCAUCUGCAAUCUCACCGAUUUUGAAGGCAUUGAGGACCACAGCUGCCAGAACAUCUCCUUCCUAAACCCACAGCGUUUCUACCCCAUCCCGUACCCAGCCUGGAGCCGGUACUACGACGUAUGGGACAAAAACCCCGAUUUCAACCACUCCUACGCGCUGCACUUGUGGAACUUCAUGAACCGCAACCGGAAGGCUGUGGUCGCUGGCAGCAACACGCUGGCCGAAAAACUGUACAAAACUUACUGCCCCACCACGUAUGAGGACCUGAUCAAAAACGCAGAGCUGAGGGACUUCUCAAGCUACGAGGACUCUGUGUGACGUGUGGUGAGAAGAAGGGGAGUGAUUCUUCCAGACUUCCCUUGUCCCAUGGCCAAAACACAGUCACCGCUGGUGGCAGCAGCUGGGCUCUGCAGGAGAGAGAGACCUUUUCAUAACCACUGUCCCUGCUCCCCCGGACACUAAGGAGCAUAUGCAGAGCGGUGGUGGUUACCCAUCGGACGUAGCCUCCACUGACAUAAGGACACCUUUGCAUGAGUGGUUUAGGAAAUUAGGUUGUUUCCUCAUAGGUGCUCAGAAACCAAACCUUACUUAGUCAAACGGACGUGUGGGCCUUUCUGGUGAGCUUUCUUGAGGGGGAAGGUUCCUGAAGAGUUGUGUUGGCCACUUGAGAGGGAUUUCAAAUGUACCUCUUGGCAUUACUGGCAGCUACAAGUGUGAGGAGUUGCAGACACAAUGGGCCUUGGACUGGGCUGAGGGCUCUGAGCAAGUGUAAUGCGAGCGUAUAGCAGAGGAUGGACGACAGUCAUUGCUGAUGAAAAGUAGCCCAAACUACUGUCUUCAUUAAUCUGUGUGUUUUUCUCACGUGAACUUUAUACCCUACGUUUUCGAGAGGGACCUAUCACUGCAAGUGAAAAUAAAAUGGGUAGUAAUCCACCACUCCUUCGAGCUUGCUUUCGCCUGGAAAAGUCCUCCUCCUUUUAAGGAUGUUUGCAGUCCUGCACCUCUACUUUGGCUCCUUUCAGGAAGGGGCUGCCUGUGCCCAGCCCUGGGGUCAGUUCUGGCCACAAGGUGUUGCCUCCUGAAGGGGAGGUGCUGGGGCACCAAGAACUGAUGGCACCAGCCUGCAGGGACUCCCAGGUCCCACUGAAAUCAGUGGAUUUCAGCUGCCCUGAAAAUGGGGCACAGCAGCUCCAGAAAAGUCCUUUCUGGAGGCUUUAGGAAGGUCACCCAUCUCCAGACAUGUCGCCUGCUUUUGCUUUCCCUCUCCAUUCUGUGAGAUUUUGCAGUGCCUGUUGCA